CAUUGUUGUAACUGAGUUAUCUCCCUCAAAACAAAAUUGAAUUUUAUAUUUAUUACCUUUAAUUAUGUCUCAGAAAGAUGACAACUGCGAAAGACGAGAGCAAGUUAACAAUUCAUUUCCAAAUGUAAUAAACUUAAAUGUUGGAGGUAAACUGUUUGCAACAAGAUUGGCUACGUUACAAAGAUUCCCUGAUUCAAUGUUAGCUGUUAUGUUUAGUGGACGACAUGAUAUAGACACAGACAGUGACCACAACUAUUUCAUUGACAGAGAUGGAACUUACUUUAAUCACAUUUUAAAUUAUUUGCGAGAUGACAUCUUACCACCAGUUCAAUGUGCAGAGGAAGUACUAAAGGAGGCAUUAUAUUAUGGUAUUGACGAACUUAUUGAAAUAUUAAAGUCUUCUCCUUGUCUUUUCGCUGAAUACACUGUGAGAGAGAAUAUUCGUAAAAGACUUGUGUGCUAUAACUAUGUUCGUGACGAACUCGUUCGAUUGGCUAGACUUGAAGCGGAGGAGGACGAGGCUCUUGUCUCUAACGUUAGACUCGUGACAACAAAAAAUCAACCAAUUCCUCGAGACCUACAGUUUUCAAAGCAAGCAUAUAAGCAGUAUUAUAGAAAGUUUAAAACAUAUGAAUCUUUCGAGAAGUGUUAUGGGCAGUAUUAUGUCCAUAUACCAGCAGAGGAUGUUGUCGGACAUCCGGAUGAAGUGAUGUCAAACGUAGCUGCGUGUUUACAUCACGAUUUAACACAGAUUGGUUACAAGUGCUCACAGAAAUCGGAAGGUUCGUAUGUUGAGCAUAAGAUACGAACUGUAACAUGGUGCGAUGAGGAGUUUCAUGUAUGUAUGAGCUGUCAUGUGUUUAAAUUUGACUGGCUCAGUUUACAUGCAACAUGAACAUACAUUUUACACAACUGUGAUAAGGC
Messenger RNA from Ruditapes philippinarum (Manila clam), 924 nucleotides. RefSeq names its product BTB/POZ domain-containing protein KCTD7-like. The record is from RefSeq and is a predicted model, not a curated record. The coding region runs from base 65 to 895 and encodes 276 amino acids. The transcript has 3 exons. Lineage: Eukaryota; Metazoa; Mollusca; Bivalvia; Venerida; Veneridae. Gene Ontology annotation, biological process: protein homooligomerization. Gene Ontology annotation, molecular function: protein binding.